AUGGCACCUAAAUCGCAGACUAAUGCCUAUGUCCUAGGCGUGGGCAUGACGAAGUUUAUUAAACCACGUCGUCUUCGCCCAUAUACUGAGCUUGGCUUUGAAGCUGGUGCUAAAGCUCUCCUAGAUGCUGGCAUUACUUACGAUGAUGUCGAGACAGGCAUUGCAUGCUACUGUUACGGUGACACCACAUCUGGCCAGCGUAUCUUCUAUCAAUUUGGAAUGACGAACAUUCCCAUUUAUAACACCAACAAUGCCUGUGCCACGGGUUCUACUGGCCUACAGCUGGCGAGGACCUUGGUGAGAGGUGGAGUGGUCGACUGUGCAAUGGUUAUUGGUUUCGAUACUAUGAACCCCGGCAGUAUUAAGUCGGUCUGGAACGAUAGACCAAGUCCGAUGGGAUUGGGCACUAAGAUAAUGGAGGAGACCUACGGAAAACACGACUCUCCUAGAAAUGCGCAGUACUUUGCGAAUGCUGGAAGGGAGUACAUGGAAAAAUAUGGUGCUGAGCCUCGUGACUUUGCGGAGAUCGGCCGUGUUUCCCAUGAGCAUUCUUCCCGUAAUCCCUAUGCCCAAUUCAACCAGGUUUACUCGCUUGAAGAGAUCGAAAAGUCACCAAUGAUCCACUAUCCGAUCACCAAGCUCCAAUGUAGCCCGACCUCAGACGGAUCCGGUUCUGCGGUUAUCGUCUCCCAGAAAUUCCUCGAUGAGAGACCCCACCUGAAAUCGAAGGCAAUCCUCAUGGCAGGACAGAGUCUAAUGACUGACUCACCCAAGCUCUACUCCCGAAGCGCAAUGGACCUCGUUGGAUUUGACAUGGCAAAACAAGCUGGAAAGGCUGCAUUGGCCGAAGCUGGUAUCAAUGCGAAAGAUAUCAAGGUGUGUGAAAUGCACGAUUGCUUCAGUGCGAAUGAGCUCAUCACUCUUGAGGCUCUGGGCUUCUGUGAUGAGGGCAAAGCCCACCACAUGGUGAGAAAUGGAGAUAUCACCUACGGCGGGCAAGUUGUUAUCAACCCAUCUGGAGGCCUGAUCUCCAAGGGUCAUCCCUUAGGUGCGACUGGAUUGGCACAAUGCUGUGAACUGACAUGGCAACUCCGAGGAUGGGCCAACAACGGCCGACUUGUCAAGGGAAUAGACUCUGCUUUACAACAUAACCUCGGUCUUGGAGGAGCAGUCGUUGUUACUGUCUACAAACGGGCUGAUGGCAAGAAGAACACAGAUGCCACAGUCAGUGAUGCAGAAAUUGCCAAGUCGAGCGGCUUGGGAUACAAUCCUGCUGUUGAAUGUAGACAAAUCACUAGUGACGUCGCUGACAAGAUCCGGAGCAAGGAGGCCAGGUCUGACUAUGCAUUGGGCGAUACGCCAGAGAGGUUGCAGGCGAGAUUGUAA
Molecule: messenger RNA, 1386 nt
Organism: Exophiala bonariae
Lineage: Eukaryota; Fungi; Ascomycota; Eurotiomycetes; Chaetothyriales; Herpotrichiellaceae
Exons: 2
Coding region: 1-1386 (461 amino acids)
Molecular function (GO): acyltransferase activity, transferring groups other than amino-acyl groups
Source: RefSeq, a predicted model, not a curated record